GUUUUUGUUUUUUUCCCCUAGGUGCUGAUACAACAACAAAACCUUACCCGAGGGAUGAACAUUCGGCUUGUGAGGACAUCUUUUUAGAAUCAGUCUGAGAGAGUGGACAUACUGAUUUCCACAUGGAAACCAAUUUUGUGGAUGGAUAGAGUUUUACUCAUACUCAGAGAUUGAAAAGUGAUGCCAUCAGCAUAUCGCCAGAAUAAUCCCAUCAUGGAAAAGCAGAAAUCAUUGAAUACUGUUGCUUCAACACAGUAUGGAGGGGAAUCAAGUACCUUCAUCUGCACUGAGUGUGGUGAUGGGUUCAGUCAGUACUCUCAUGUGUUGACCCACAUGGCCAUUCAUGGACCUUUGGAGUCAUUUUCCUUUGAUGGCUCAUCCAAUGGAUUUGAAGUCCCUCGAGAAUAUGUGCUACAAGAAAAUGGUACGCUGACAGUUGUUAAUGGCUUGGAGUCACAUCCUUCUGUAAAACCAGCAUCUCCUGGAGUCCUGCCAUCACAUUUCCCAACACCUGUCAAACCAGUAUCUCCAACUCUGAGGCCACAGCCCUCUCCUUAUAGAGAUGUAUUCAGACCAAAGCCAUCAGACUUGAACUUGGACAAGUCUCGUCAGGGCCAUUACCGUUGUGAAAUAUGUAGCAGAUCAUUUAAUACACUGCAGAGUUUACAUCGCCACCAGCAGUAUCGAAACACAGAGCGAGGUUACAAGUGUACUUUGUGUUGUAAGAUCUUUGAAGGUAGACAGGACCUUAAGAAACACCUCCAAGACCAUGCCAAUGAAAGGUUUCUCUGUUGUAGUCACUGUGGUAAGCGAUUCCUUAAAGUGGAUGCACUUAAUGCUCAUCAAAAAGAAAAUCACCCCUCCCCCAAGGCUACAGCUUUGGGUAAAUCUGUGAAUAAGCAGGAAAAAAAGAUAGAGAAAACGUAUCCCUGUAGGAAGUGCAAGUUGAAUUUUUUCUGGAUGUCAGAUUUUCAGACACAUUCGUUGCACCAUUGCAAAGGAAAAGAGCGUAAUGCUACUUUAGCAAAUGAAAUCGAACUUGAAGUGAACUCUAAAAACACAGAAGACACCCCACUUGAAAACUGCUACCGUAAUGGCACAUCUGUUGACGUUAAGAAUGGAGAUAGUAAAAUCUUUAGCGACACUGGCAAUGAGAUUGAUACCGCCUCCUCUUUUACACCAUACAGAUGUGGUUUAUGUGGGGAUCGUUUCCAAAAGCUAACCACUCUGAAAGAGCAUCAUCUCACACAUCAAACUCAGGAGGAAAUAGAUAAGCUGAACCAAGAAUCACAAAAAACAUUUAAGCGAAGAAUGCCACCUAAAGCUAGACGUAGGAGAGGGGGUAAUCCAAAUGGCAAGUUGCAUCCCUGCAAGCACUGUCAUCGUGUCUUUAAUCAUUCUAGUAGUUUAUCUCGCCACAUGAGAUACCAUAAGGGUACGAUGCACACGUGUUCAUUUUGUGGAAGACAUUUUCCACAGCGCUGUGAUUUGAGAAGGCAUGUAGCCAUGUAUCACAAAUCUGAAAUGGAAAAGAAACCAGGUUUAAAACACUUGCACACAAACCCACAAAAUGGGUCUGCCCCCAGUUCUCUCAAUGGUGAGAAAACUCCAGGCUCUCCUGACGAGAAAAAUAAGAGCUCCUCUGACAAUGAACAAACAGGAUCACCAGAGCAGUCAAGAGGGAAACCCGGAAAAGCAGGCCGAGUUAACUACAAGUGCCAGGAAUGUGGAAAGAGAUUUGGGCUGUUGUGUGUAUACCAACGGCACUUGCGCUAUCACAAAAAGGAACCUAGUAAGUGCCCCAAGUGUCCAGCUCAAUUCAGGAACCCCUCAUCCCUUGAGCUUCACCUUCAGAAUCACCCAAACACAGGGGAAACAAAUGAUGUUGGACAAACAUCUCAAGGCACUGGUUCCAGUGAGGACCCUGUCCUAGAAAAGGGUAAUGCAGAGGACAUAGAGGAUGACUACAUGGACCAUACUGCAGAUGAUAAAGAAAAGUCUUCAGAGGAUCUUUACGAAUGCACUGAGUGCACUGAGACAUUCUCAUGUUUGGACACGUUUCUUCAGCACCAGACCUCUCAUGGCUCAGAAAACAAUGGGUAACUAUCCUUUUAGACCCAUUAAUUAUUGUUAUUGCCAACAAUCAAGCUCCUCAGGAGUUGAGUGUUUUUGACUCUACUGAAUGCAAACUUCGGAAAAACUAUAGACUGAUGUAAAGUUUCUUUUGUAACAUUAUUUUGAAUUACUAUUUGAAUUGCUGAACUACUUUUAUACACUUUUUUUCUUUGGCAUGAAAAGAAAAAUUCUGUUUAUUGGUGAAUUUUAAAAAAAAACAAACAAUGGGAAACAGUAAGUAAGGCUUGGGUGGUGAGGAUACCAAAUACUUUUUUGCAUAAAAUUGAAAAUUAAAAAAAAAGCAAAUGUCUGACAUCUGUAAAUUGCAAGUUUAAAUCUAGGGUUCUCCCACAGGCUACAAGUGUAGUUAACUUAGUAGCCCACCAGUUGUUGUCUAGCUAGGAUGAUUUUGUUGCUUUUCAUUGUAUUUUUAGUGGAUACCAUUGCUGUUAUUGUCAAUCAUAUUACUGCAUUUUCCAUUGUUUUACUUGCAAAUAUGUGAUUUUGAGAUUGUCUUUAAAAUGUGGUAUGUGUAUGUCUUCCUUUUUAAAGGGCAGCAUUGUCAUGGAAUGGAUUUUUAAAAAUUGUGCCAUUAAAGUUGUACAGAUAAA
Molecule: messenger RNA, 2726 nt
Organism: Epinephelus moara (kelp grouper)
Lineage: Eukaryota; Metazoa; Chordata; Actinopteri; Perciformes; Serranidae
Exons: 1
Coding region: 181-2103 (640 amino acids)
Biological process (GO): regulation of transcription by RNA polymerase II
Cellular component (GO): nucleus
Molecular function (GO): RNA polymerase II transcription regulatory region sequence-specific DNA binding; DNA-binding transcription factor activity, RNA polymerase II-specific
Source: RefSeq, a predicted model, not a curated record